CUGUGCUUUUCUCAGUUGUUGGAUUGAGGGAUUUUCUCUGAAAAGCGGUGGAGGUCGCCAUCAUCGAGGCUCCUUGCGAGAAUUUGAGGUGAUGGGAAGGAAGAAGAAGAUUGUUGUUCCGGGCCCCAGGCCCUUUGCUCGCCGUGGAGUUGUGAAAGAGGAGGUUAAGGUCGAGGAACCUGUCGUUGAUGCUCACAAAGAGGUUCUGGAGGAUGAUGUUGUGGAGGAGAAGCAGGAGGAGGUCGGUGAGGCGAUUGAAGCUGUUCAUGUUCAUUCUUUUGAAGAUAAAGAGUAUUUGCAUGAGGAUAAAGAACCAGAAAAUGAAGAAGUCGUUGCCGAGUAUGAGGAGAAGGAAAUUGAAGAUGAAGCAGGACAAGAGGAGCAUGUUGAGGAAGGUGAUGAAGAGGCUGAUUGGGAGAGUGUCGAUGAAGAGAUGGUAGAUGAAAUGGAAGGGGAGAUGGGAGAGGAGAUUGAAGAGGAGGUGAAGGAUAAUGGAGAGGAUGCUGAGAAUGAGAAAGGAAACAUGGAUUCUAAGGAAUUGGGAGAGCAACAUAAAGAGCAUCGCAAGCAGAAGGAGUUUGAGGUCUUUGUGGGUGGUCUAGACAAAGAUGCAACUGAGGAUGAUCUUAAGAAAGUCUUUGGAGCAGUUGGCAACCUUGUGGAGGUGAGGUUGAUGAGAAAUCACCUUACCAAGAAGAAUAAAGGAUUUGCAUUCCUGCGUUUUGAAACUGCAGAGCAAGCAAAACGAGCAGUUUUGGAGCUUAAGAAUCCAAUAGUAAAUGGAAAACGAUGUGGUGUUGCCCCAAGCAAAGACAGUGACACAUUAUUCUUGGGCAACAUUCAUAGAACGUGGACAAAGGAACAUCUCAAGGAUACAUUGAAGAGUUAUGGAAUUGAGAGUUUUGAAGAUUUGAAUCUUUUAGAAGAUGUUAACAAUGCUGGGAUGAAUCGUGGCUUUGCUUUCUUAGAGUUCACUUCACGUAAGGAAGCUAUAUAUGCUUAUAGGCAGUUGCAGAAGAGUGGUGCUAGGUUUGGGACUGCACGUCCAGCCAAAAUUACAUUUGCAGAAUCCUUUCUUGAACCAGAUGAUGAAGUCAUGGCGCAGGUUAAGACUGUUUUUGUUGAUGGUAUACCUGCUGGAUGGGAUGAGGAUCAUUUGAAGGGGUAUGUCAAAGAAUUUGGUGAAAUUAAAAAGGUUGAUCUUGCUCGUAAUAUGCCUGGUGCGAGGAGACGGGAUUUUGGGUUUGUCACUUUUGAUACUCAUGACAAUGCGGUGAAAUGUGUUCUGGGUAUCAACGGACAAGAACUUGUUGAAGGUCAAAACAAGAAAAAAGUCCGGGCUAGGUUGUCUAGGCCAGUGAAAAAAGAGAGAGUGAAUACUGGUUCUCAAAGGGAUUUUUGGUCUAGCCAAGGUGACCUUCGAGGCCGUGCUCAUGCAUCCUGGGAUCACCGCCCAGCUCAUAUAAUCACACAGCAUCCAAGCAGACCGCAGAGGUUUCUUGAUGUGCCUACUAGAGGACAUGGAUCGCAGAGGCAUUUCGGUUUUCAUGUUCGACAACUGAAUAUGGCUCCACCUAUGAGUUCGUAUGAAAGGAGGCCUUUGGUUCCUGAUAACAGUUUGAACCGAGAGUAUCAUAGGCAUGGUGAGCUCAAUCCUCGAAAUAUAGCUUCUGUUGACUAUGGGUCUAGAGCAUCAUACAGGGAGGAUUAUUCUUCCCAUGGAUCAGGUUAUUCUGAUAUAGUGCCACGUGGUGCUCCUCGCGUCAUGGGCAACAGACCAUAUGCUGGCGAUGUAUAUGGACAACUACCUGAAAGGCCUAGUGUUGCAUACAGGGGAGAUAGUCAUGAUUAUGUUCCUAUUUCUGGAUCUAAGCGUCCAUAUUUAGCACCUGAUUAUGCCCCUCCUCCCUAUUUUGAUGCAAGCAUGCGCCACACAAGGCCUCGUUUAGAUUAUGGAGCUGGUGCUCGUGUUGCUCGUUAUGAGAAUGCUAACGCUGAAAGGUUUGGUCAGUCUGAUGCCAGAUAUGGUAGCAGCCAUGCUUCUUUUUCUGGUCACGAUCCUCAUGUGUUAUCUGGUAGACACCAGGGAAUGAGCUAUGGUAGAGUUUCUGCAAGCGGCAUUGGUGCUAGUGGAAUGCACUCAACAGGCUUUAGUAGUCACCUUCCCCGUGAUCAUGAUCAGGCAGCUGGUAGCUCUUACCCCGCCUCAUACCCUGGUCAUAGCUUCAGUGGUAGCAGGCACAUGGGUGGUGGUGGAUCAGGCAUAUAUUACUGAGGUCUGAGGGUAGUUUGGAUUUAUGGAAAUCAAUUACAACUGUGGCCAAGAUGGAACAAUUUUGUACAGAUCCAUUCUGAUAAUGUUUUGAGUUUGAAGCAGUAUAGUUCGUCCAGAUCAAUUCCUAGUUGAAGUUUUCAGUCUGGGCAAGAUUACCUCCUUAGUUGAUUAAGAAUGAAGAAAUACUUUUAUGUAUGUCAGUAUAUGAUAUAUGAAUUAGUUGUUAAACAAACAUAUAAAUAAAUAAAAGGGCCCCUAAACUUGAGUUCCA
Molecule: messenger RNA, 2546 nt
Organism: Dioscorea cayenensis subsp. rotundata (Guinea yam)
Lineage: Eukaryota; Viridiplantae; Streptophyta; Magnoliopsida; Dioscoreales; Dioscoreaceae
Exons: 12
Coding region: 92-2275 (727 amino acids)
Cellular component (GO): nucleus
Molecular function (GO): mRNA binding
Source: RefSeq, a predicted model, not a curated record